Messenger RNA from Cynoglossus semilaevis (tongue sole), 8249 nucleotides. It is a transcript of the gene st8sia1, whose product is annotated as ST8 alpha-N-acetyl-neuraminide alpha-2,8-sialyltransferase 1. Lineage: Eukaryota; Metazoa; Chordata; Actinopteri; Pleuronectiformes; Cynoglossidae. The transcript is spliced from 6 exons. Bases 504 to 1616 code for a protein of 370 amino acids. The record is from RefSeq and is a predicted model, not a curated record. Gene Ontology annotation, biological process: N-glycan processing; oligosaccharide metabolic process. Gene Ontology annotation, molecular function: alpha-N-acetylneuraminate alpha-2,8-sialyltransferase activity.
UCUAAAUUAUAGCCUCUGGGAAUUCACACAGACAAAGGAGCAAUACUGUUACAUUUGGGUCAGAUCAGGUCACAGGCAGUGAGAAGACUACCUGUCCUGUCUUGUUUAGCUCUGCUACUGAUUGAUCUAAGACAGAACUAAAACAUUAUCAAAUUUGGUGGUUUGUAACUAACUGUGACUGUGAUUUCAACUCAGUUUGACUGUCGGGUCAUUUUGACCCAAAGACAAUAUUUGUACCUUUUUUGUACAUCUUACAUGGAAAUAUUAAUAAAGGUAACAAUUCACUUUUUCUAAUGUUGGGGUCAAUCUAGGAAAAGUCAUCAAAUUUCAAGUUGAAAAAAUAUUGUAUUCUGCUAAUGCAUUUUAACGGAUUUGCCUCGCUGCCAUGAUGUGAGCAUGAGCGCCCGCAGAGGGCGGUACAAAGGGGCGGUGCUUUUUUAAACACAGUCAAUGACGGGCCGCGGGAAGAACAUUAAGGCAAUCCCAACAAAACGCUUCAGCGCAUGAGGUGCAGCUGCAGCGAGAAGACGCCACCUCUCCAUCCUCCCAUCCAAACCUAUCUGCCGGCGCCGACCGGUCACUGCUGCCUUAUGAACCGUACAAGACUCCACGCAGCCGGGAAGAUGUUGGUGCGAUGCUACCGGGCCAAGCUGUCCGUGUGUGCCGCUCUGUGCGUCCUGGUUCUCUGCUGGUUCUACAUUUUCCCUGUGUACAGGCUUCCCAGCGAGAAGGAGAUGGUGGACGAGGUGCUGAGGCAGGGGGAUGUGUGGCAGAAGAACCAGACGGGUAUCGAUCUGUACAGGAAGUUGCUGACGGACUGCUGCAAUCCCCAGGGAAUGUUUGCUGUAACCAAGAAGAACUCACCAAUGGGCAAGGUCCUGUGGUACGACGGCGAGUUUUACCACUCGCACACCGUCAACAACGAGACCUUCCCGCUCUUUGUGGAGGACAACCCUCUGCCGUUGCCCCUGAAGAAGUGUGCAGUGAUUGGCAACAGCGGCAUCCUCAGACACAGCAAAUGCGGACAGCACAUCGACCAGGCCGACUUCAUUAUGCGGAGUAACCUUCCACCGCUCACAAAGGAAUACGUGGAGGACGUGGGACACAGGACGCACCUGGUCACAGCCAAUCCCAGCAUCAUAGAGAGAAGAUUCCAGAACCUUCUGUGGUCCAGGAAGGUGUUUGUGGAGAACAUGAAGGUGUACAGCUCCAGCUACAUCUACAUGCCUGCGUUCUCAAUGAAGCCCUGCACCGACCCGUCUCUGCGAGCCUACUACGCCCUGGCAGACACCUCCUCCAACCUCACUAUGCUGUUUGCCAACCCAGAAUUCCUGCACUCGCUGAGCAAAUUCUGGAAAGCGCGCAACAUCCACGCCAAACGCCUCUCCACGGGGCUCUACCUGGUCAGCCUGGCUCUGGGGCUGUGCGAGGAGGUGACGGCCUACGGCUUCUGGCCGUUCUCCAUCGGCCUGGACGAGCGGCCGGUCAGCCACCACUACUACGACAACAUCCUGCCCUACAGCUAUUACCAUACCAUGCCUGAGGAGUUUCUGCAGCUCUGGCAAUUGCACAAAAGCGGCACGCUGCGCAUGAGAAUAGGACGCUGCCCGCCGUAGGGAGGGAGGAGGUGAGAGCACCGCGUGGAGCUGAAACGCAGCGGUCAGUGGAGGUUUGGUGGAUUACAAGAAGCAGAUGAAGUUGUGCUUGGUUAUUGAAUUGGCAGAAGGCUGGUCUGCGUCCACAAACACACACACACACACACAAACACACACACUGCUGUUGCUGCUGCGUAAUUGUAUUGCUUAAUCCAUUUUCCCGCAAAAAAUUAUAGACCAGCAGCAACGGAGACCUUGAAACAUUCCUAAAACCUGUCGUACCUCCGCCCCCUUGUUUCUGUAGUAAAAUAUGUGCGUGUGCAUGGACACGUGUGUCUGUGUGUGUGCAUGGACACGUGUGUCUGUGUGUGUGCAUGGAUGUGUGGGUGUUUUUUAGUGAAAAGCCCUCAGCUGAGGCUGGAAAGAAAAGUGAAAAUGUGCACAGUGGGGAAGGGUUGGGGGAUGGGUUUUUUUUUUUUUUGUGCUGACUACUGUAUCUGACCACGAUAUGUGGCAGCUGGACCAAACCCCCCCCUGGGUCUUUGUUAAGCAGAGGCAGAAGGAGCAGCAGAGCAUGGGGGGAUAAUGAAAUGCACUGAAAGACUGACAAGAUGUGACAAACAACAGAGGAGAUGAUGGCGUCCUGGUUCUUAGAAACUUGCAUAGAAGUGAAAUUUAAUGGGAGGAGGGGGGGAGGGAGAGAGUAGGGAGGGGUUAGGGGGAGAGAGUGUGUGUGAAUAAAAGGAUUUUCCUCUGCUUUUCUUCAGCCCAGCACUUGAUUGGCAUUUUCCAAUGCCAAUCUAAUGCUCAGCCAAACAGAGCUUUACUUCAAAGCAGGAGCCAUUAGGAAUGAAAAGAAAAUACUACAGUAUAUUCCCACAAAUGCGUAGCCAAGUUGCAUAUUAUUCCUUUAAUGCAAAGGGAGGAUGUUUACACACUGGUGUGCUUGCAUUUAUUGUUGUCUAAAUGUGAAUUAAAAAAAAAAAAAAUUAGAAAUAGCGCUGGAAAAAGCAUGUAAAUGAAAAGUAUUUUUACCGUUUCAACAGCUUCACUGACACAAGCCAAGCUGCUGAGAUACUUCUUUAGAGGGGCAGCUGUAAGUCACCCCUGGGUAACUGUACUGUUCUUGCCAAGUGCCCAGUCAGGAAAACAGUGGUCUCUUUGAUCCAUGUUCUCGCCGUGUCCUUGUGCUUCUCAAAUGGCCAGACGCUGAUAUAAAGAGCGAGGCAGUGGCAUUAAAGCAGAGUGGGCGUCUCAGAAAAAGGCAUUUUAAUGGCUGCCUAAUUUUCCUAAUGAGUUUGUUUGUUUUGAUUUAAAUGUAAAACACUUUAUUGACAGAAUUGUGAUUUGUUUUUUGUUUUUUCACUUUUUUUUUAUUUUGUGAUUGCAUUUCGUGCUGUUCUUUCCAGUCAUGCACAACGCCAACAUGACAAAUGUACAAAAGUUCUUACCGGCCUUGCAAAUGUAAAUAAUUGUACUGUGCAAAAGUCUCUGGCCACAAUGUUGUUUUGGACUCAAACACUGAACGUUCAGUCUUUUUUAACGGUGUAGUACACCUGAAUUUCCUAAAAUAAUGAACCGUACUUGGUGCUGUGUUUAUCGGCAGGGACACUGCCUUCUGUCUUUUCUCCUGUCCCUUUCCUUAGCAAGUUAUCAACUAUUUAACUUCUGCCAAUAUCUGUGUUGCCAAACAAUAUAUCAGAAAUGAGACCUCACUUCAGUGUUUGGACUCAACACUGUCCCCUAUUUUGAAACAAAGGUAAAACACAGGCAGCGUUGAAAGGAAGUUCCUAGAGCUUGUUUUUGACAGAUUAUCAGUGUGGAACUUUUUCCUAUUAUGUGAUUAGUCAUGGUAUGAAGUGGGCGUGUUUAACUCUCGAUGUAUGGAAAGUGUAGUUUGCUACGUCGCAAAAGCUUCACAACCCUCCAACCCCCAAAGCACUUAAGUGGCUCCCACUGACUGGCAUGUCAGUAACGAGGGGCGUUCAGGUACCAUAGGAAAUCUGAGACAGUAAAGAAUACUCAUGACAAAUAAAAAUGAUAUCGGUGUACUUGCAUUAUAAUUAUAUAUUAUUAUUACAGGCUUAGGUGGGCUUGGCAGUGACAGUUAGCAUAUUGUUUUUAUCCUUUUAGCAAAAGUUUUUUGUUUACAAUUCCAGCCUGUUACAUGCUUUGCUUUUUAUGUUUUAUUUAUUUUGCUCAUUUGAUUGGACGAUGUGUAGAGUGACAUCACUCAGCCCCUUCCGUAGACAUAGUGGUUUUGCUGUUGCAGUUUUUACGCUGGACACCUUUGGUGACACAAACCCCCUAUUUAUUCAAGACUUAACUGGGGAAAGAAAGGCAUUUUGGAGUUGCAACUGCACGUAGCUGGAUUUACUGUCUGGUCUUAUUACAGUGUUGCUGAAACAACAGAACCGGAGGUUUUUGCACACUACUGCACUUUUUUUUUUAAAGUAUAUUUUCUUGAGAAAAACUUGUAAAACAGUGACUAAUGUGAAGGUGCCAUAUUGUCUGUGCCGCAUGGAAAAGUGCAUGGAUUGUACGAUGUUCCUCCUCAGACUGAAGGUGCAGAAAUAUGUGUGUAAAUCUUAUACCUGUGUAAACGUUCUCUGUCGGUUACACUCAACACAGUACUGUGCCUUCAAGAUGAUUUAAGGCAAAAUGAAGAAUCAUCAAACAUCAGAAGUCUCCAAGGAUUUUGAUGGCGACGCGGUUGUUUUUUCCGGCAAAUGCACGGCUACAUGGCCCGACAAUGAGUGACAUUCAUUGCCCAGUACCACGUGUUAUAUUACUUUCCGAUUUCUCCAGCCCAGACGGACAUUCGGCUCCAUUUGAGACUGGGACCAUGUUUGUGUUAGCUUUUCUUUUGCACCUUUGAUAGUGACAUUUUUGGGGUUUUUUUGUGUUCUCGUGAUGUGUUAGAUACAUGUGUCCUCACUUGCUUUAAGGCAGAAAGGGAGGUUAUAAAAUGUAACAGUGUUUCUCUUAGAGCACAAGAGGAUGUGGCAAGAGGCAAGAAUACGAGUUUUGUUGCAGUCUGAGCAGCACACGUCAGAUCCAGGCCAUUCAUCCAAAUCAAAUACAUAUCUCCAUUCAUCCGUCGUCAUCCUCAUAUGUGGGGCUGGGUCACGGGGGCAACAGUCUGAGCAGGGACACCCAGAGUCCCCUCUCCCCAGACACUUCCUUCAGCUCUUCUGGGGGGGGGGUGGAUCCUGCGACAUAGUCACUGCAGCAUGUCCUGGGUCUUUCUCUGGGUCUCCUCCCAGUGGGACAUGACCCGAGGGAGGCGUCCGGCGGGCAUGCAAUGUAAAUGCCCAAGCCACCUCAGCUGACUCAGUUCUACUCCGAGCUUCUCCCGGGUGACAGAGCUCCUCACCCUAUCUCUAAGGGAGCGCCCUGCCACCCUGUGGAGAGAGAUCAUUUCUGGGAUCUUGUUCUUUCGGUCCUGACCCAUAGGAAAGUGGAAAGUGAACGACAGUGUCACAAAAUGUGACCGCUGUAUUUGACCCAUCACCAAAUUCAGCAGGGGGCAGUGUGUGGGGAUGAUGCCAUGCUCAGUGCACCUCAGUGGUAACUGUGCAGCUGGUGGACUCGAACCUGAAACCUAAACCAACAAGCCACCACUGCCCUUAAGCUGUAUAUGUGAUAUGAUAGGCGAGGAAUACAGAUCUGAUUUUUUCCCAAAAGAUCCUGAAUGUGACAUGAAGUCUAAUUUUUCUGUCUAAUUACAAAACACACACAAAUUGACCCUAAUUGAUCGUAAAGGCCCUCGGCGUGAACGUAGUCCGACAUCUGUCUCUACCUCAUUAAAGAGACACUACAGCUGAUGCUAAAGGGAAACAUCGGGGACUUUGUCACUGUGAUCCAACCUGAAAGGCUUCCUUCACACAUCAAGUGCCGCUCGUACACAUAGACCACCGAUUCUCCACCAGUGACAAAACUACUACAUGUUCGUGCCAAGACAGCGCUGCAGCAAUAACAACUACGUCAGCAGCUCGUCUGUUGUCGGUCACAUGUUUGAUCCCUGCAACCACAUGCUACAGUCAUCUGCACUGUCCUUGGGUCACGGCUCCUCUGUGAUCGCAGUGUGAAACCUUUUAGUGUGUCACAAUUACACAACUGAGUUCUGGACACGGUUAUUGUCGCACAACAACAACGUCUUCUACUGUUCAACCACGUGCUACACAUGCUGACUACGGGGGUCAAACCUGGACAGACGGGAGACUGAGAUGCAGAGACAGAUUCUCUGGUUGUUUCUGUCAGAUCAUCAUCAUCGUUGUAUAUUUGCGGUGGUUUUUAUGGUAUGAACAAUUAACUCCUGUGGGCCAGAUGUGGUUCAGAGGUUGACUGCAAUGUUCCCAGAUGUAGUUAAAAUGAGAAUGGGCCGAAUGUGAGGCAUUUAGACCGCAUCCAGAUGACAGUGCGACAUUUUUCAAAAAGUGUCACAUUUAUCAUUUCUCAACAUGGGCCAUUUUGGGAUUUUCUAUGGGCAAUAACAGAUCCAGUUCCCUUGUUUGAAUGCCUGAUGUGGCCCACAUUGACCACAUUGUCCCGUGUGGGACACAUAUCACCUUUGAUUAUGUAUUGCUCUUUAGUCACACAGGAACAUAUUCAGGGCCUGUGUGGAACAUGUGGACAAAUCCUCAUUUUCAGUCCAAACACAUGAGCUCCACCUGCUGUACCAGUAGCUGGGCUUGGACAUGAGAGUAAAAAAAAAGUCAGAUUUUGUUUAUGGCCAGUUUUGGUGGAUGUGUUAUUGUGUCUUCAGCUGUAUGUUCAAGGAGAAAAAUAAAAUUCACAAAAAGUGAAAAGUCAAAACUUUUUUUUUUUUAUUGAAAGUAAGUUUUCUGACUGCCUGGACUUCUGAUGUUAAAAUGGAACUGUCCUGUUUGUUUUGACCUAUUCAUUUUAAUAUUCUUAGAACCCUUGAUAUUAAGAUUUAGUGUACUGUAUUUAAAGGGAAACAUCAGAUUAUAAUUUGAAAAAUAUGUCAAAUUAGACAAAUGAUUGUUGACAUAUUUAAAUUAUAUAUUCUAUGUAUUACUGUACAUCUAAAACCCAGCUCGUGUGUUAUGUGGGACAUACGUUGUUUUACUUGGCCCACAUUGAUACAUUAACCACGAACAUGUAUACUAUGUAGAUACCAUUGCUGCAAAGUGAAGGUGUAGUACCACACCAUCUGAAUGAAACAGAAGUUUGACAAAGGAAAUGAAAAAAGAGAAACAGUUUGACAGUUUUGUGGUGCAGCUGUCCUUCUCCUCACAAUGUUACACAGGAAAUCAGGGGGUUUUAUAUACUGCAUGCCUGUGUUCAGCAUCUUUGCAUACUUCCUGUUCUUUCCAUUUUGGUAUGCAAAACUGCAGUUUAUUCUGUGGUCAUGAAUGUAUUUGGAUUCAGGGAGUGGCUUCUGUGAACGCCUGUGUUUACCGUCGCUGUGCCAGCCAGGCCUGUUUCAAGGACCUUGAUUAAAAAAGAAGAAAAAACAAACAUGUCAGCAGUAGCUGUGGCUCAGUGGAAUAAACACAGGCUUCACCUAUAUUAUAAUCAAGGGCUACAUUUUCUGACUGCUGCGGCUGACAGCUCCCGGGGAUAAUGACACAUUAGGGUAUUCAUAAGGGUUGGAGUAAAUAGAGUGUCAGUGUUGUCCGAGGUUUAAUGAUUUCAGUGGUAGGGACCAUUUUCUAUCUCCACAUCUAAUCAUCUUUUUUUUUCCCCUGUUUGAGUUGACUGUGCUGUGACGGUCCAGCAGUUUCACUUCUGAGUCAGUGUCUGUAGUCUAUUUCUGUCACCAAACCAACCCACACACAGACCAUAUGUAGAUGAACAUGCAGCUUCACUGUGUUUCUGUGGUUUUAUUCUUCAUACUCACACAUUUUAAAAUAAGAGACAAACGUUUGUCCUGGGGUUGACCGGACUCUAAACAUGGUUUUCAUUCAGUUAAGACAUUAAGAAGUGCUGGGCUAACAUGCUGUCUGGAAACGUAUUGUUUACCUCAUGCUAUCUUUGGUUGUUUUUGCUGUUGCUCUAUCUGCAUUGUAUAUCAAUACUAUUAAUGUUUAUUUAUAUUUUUUAAUAUAUUCAAAAUAUGAUUUAAGAUUAAGAUUGAUUAAUUCCCUUGCAGUUUAAAAAAACAUUCCUGCAAGCACUGGGUCUAACUUUCUGGCUAACUUUUAGGUAAAACAAAGAGCUCUUUUGGGAUUGAACUCGCUAAGCUGGGCUUUUGAUUAAAUUUAAGCAUUUGUCUAUUUUGAAAAGCUAAUUGAUAUAUUUCUGGUUUAGCUUCAGGCUAUCCUUACAAACUUAAAAUAUGGCAGAUGUUAAGCUAUUGCUAGGCUAAGUUUAAAGUAUUUUCCUGAUGAAUAUUUGGCUUUAUUCCAGACUAGCACUCAGUCACACCACAUUGAUUCAUUUACUGUAAAUUAGCAUUUAGCGCUUUAUUUAUGUUGAACGUUUCUUUAAUGUGGUAGAGUUCUUUAAAGUAUUUCAUUGCUAAUUUUAAAAAUGUUUUUGCUGCUGUCAACUGAUGAGUGAUGCCAUAAAAACUAAUAUAAUAAUGUUAGCCUGUGGCUACAAAAAAAAUAAUUCUAUUGAAUAUUUGUUGUUCAGGUAUAUUAUAAUUACAUCAUUACUAAUUAAAAUCAUCAUUUAGACAAA